Molecule: messenger RNA, 3406 nt
Organism: Postia placenta MAD-698-R-SB12
Lineage: Eukaryota; Fungi; Basidiomycota; Agaricomycetes; Polyporales; Adustoporiaceae
Exons: 6
Coding region: 1-3225 (1074 amino acids)
Source: RefSeq, a predicted model, not a curated record
AUGCCCGUCGUCCGUGAGUCCGACGACGUUGCUGAUGGACUCGAUGAGGAGGACCAGAAGAAGUACCACUAUGUACCACCAGCCAAGAAGAGCACUGCUGCUGGUGGGAACGCUACUGGGAACCUCCUGGACGUCGAUUACCAGGGACAGGAAUGGCGGGCCAAGAUCGACCAGAACGAGAGCGAGUACACUCGUCUACGGGUGAACGAGGAGGACGAGACGGAUGAGGUGCAUCUUCGGACCAAAUACCUGUUCGACGAGGACAAGGCCAUGACCCCGCUCAGCCAAAUGCAAGCAACCAAGGACCUGCUCACAGAGGCGCAACGCAUAGCGUAUGUCGGUCUGUGUGCGCUAACGAGCCGGGAGAUGUCCGACACCCUGAAGGCGGUCAACCGGAAGGAGCUGAAGAAGGCGAUUGAAAGCAUAGAACUAUGGGCACUCAAAAUCAUGGGUCGGUUGUAUUAUCAUAUGGAGCUGACCACUGAAGAACAGAAGAUGAUUGACAGCCUCGCUAUGCACGGUAUCCAGGCGAAGGAUCUCGUCCCCGCCCUCAUGACCACACACACAGUCGCCAACCCAGAAUACGACCCCGCAGAAGCUCGGCGACAGGCUGAAGAGCAGGCGGCCGCGAAUGUAGCGGAACUGGAUGAAUUGGAACUUGACUCAGCAGACCUCUCAGAAACUGUACAUUCGCCGCCUCCACCUUACACCUCCAACGACUCGGUGACAACCCUUACACCGCCCAAACCGGUCCAGACUACUGCCAAGGUCCUGGAAGAUACCUCGACCAGUGUUCCAGGUGUCAGCACACGUCUAUCAGCUGCGGACGAGAAUGUCACUCUCGACAUCCGGUGGACUGUGUUAUGUGACUUGUUCCUCGUCCUGAUUGCUGACAGUGUGUAUGAUGCACGGUCUCGAGUGCUGAUAGAGAACGUUGCGUUGAAACUGGGGCUUGGCUGGCUGGAUGUUGUCAGGUUCGAGCGACGGGUCACCGAAGCACUCGAGAUCGAAGAAAGCAUCGAGAAACUUGAGCAGGGUGAGGCGAUCAAGCAAGUGCAGAAGAACACACGGAAGAGACGUUUUAUGAUGCUUGGUCUCGCUACAAUUGGCGGUGGACUUGUCAUCGGGCUGUCUGCCGGUCUUCUUGCACCUGUGAUUGGUGCUGGGCUGGGUGCUGCAUUCACCACCAUCGGUAUCACAGGUACCACCGGUUUCCUGGCGGGUACCGCUGGAGCUGCCGUCAUCACGACGGGUGGUGUGUUGACGGGCUCAGGUCUGGCGGCGCGAGGAAUGGCAAAUCGGACGCGAUACGUUCGGACGUUUGAUAUCUUGCCCCUGCACAAUAAUAAACGUGUGAAUUGCAUUCUCACUGUCCCUGGCUUCAUGUCAGGUACACAGGACGAUGUUCGCCUACCAUUUAGCGUCUUGGAUCCUGUAGUCGGCGAUGUAUUCAGUGUUCUCUGGGAGCCAGAGAUGAUUAGGGAGACCGGCAGUGCGCUCAAGAUCCUGACGAGCGAGGUCUUGACUCAGCUCGCUCAGACCGCCUUGCAAGCAACGGUCAUGACCGCGCUCAUGAGUGCUCUCCAAUGGCCUAUCAUUCUGACCAAACUCGGAUACCUCAUAGACAAUCCGUGGUCUAAUGCGCUGGACCGUGCGAAGUCAGCUGGUCGAGUGCUAGCGGAUGUUUUGAUGCAGCGCCAUCUAGGUGUGCGCCCCAUCACGCUCAUCGGAUUCUCACUUGGCGCGCGGGUGAUAUUCUAUGCCUUGCUCGAGUUGGCAAAGAAUAAGGCAUUUGGGAUCGUGCAGGACGUCUUCUUGCUAGGCGCCACCGUAACCGCGCCACUGCGCACAUGGUUGGAGGUGCGCUCCGUCGUCUCGGGCCGGUUUGUGAACGGCUACGCGCGCAACGACUGGGUGCUCAACUACCUAUUUCGUGCGACGUCCGGAGGGUUGAACACGGUGGCGGGAUUGCGCCCGGUGGAGAACGUGCCCGGAUUGGAGAAUGUCGACGUGACAGACAAAAUAGCGGGGCACAUGAGCUACCGCACGUUCAUGCCGCUUAUCCUGGACCAGCUGGGUUUCCCCGUCUCAGCGGACUACUUCGACGAGCCUGUGGAGCCCGAUUUUACGGAGGACCGGAUAGUGGUGCGGGAAGGCGAGGAAGACACGAAGAAGCGGGGUUGGUUCUCGCGGAAGAAGAAAACGUCGACCGCUCCAGCAGCGCGUGUUUCCCGCCCGCCCUCGGCGUCGACGUUCUCGUUUCACAAGAAACAACGAUCGUCGCUGUCGAAUGCGGCAGACGACGACUUGCCGCCGCGCGAGGCGGCGUCCAGUCCGGUGCCAUCUGCUACACCCAAUCCACAGACAGAAGUACCGCUUGCCACACCCACGACUUCUGAAGCUGUUCCCGCUGAGCCUCAUGUCGACGACGGCGACCUGUCCAAUGCCGCGAUUCCGGCACAUGCUGGCUUCAACUUCAUGGCAAUUAAGGAGGUGAUCGGUAAAGCCGAAACUAAUCCAGCUGAACUGCAGCUACCGCCUUCUGUAUCAUCCAUCUCCCACCGUCUUCAUCCUCCUACUUACCGGUCAGAGUCCGUGCCCCUCCCUUCACCUGGAUCCCCCGAUGCUACACCUACGACCAGAGCAUCCUUCGAUGUGCGGAGGGAGGAGCCGAUUGCUGGCCCGAGCUCCUACUCCUCGGGACAUUCCCUAUCUCGCACUCGGUCACUAAGCCAACUACACGAUGAAGAUGGCGCUGGUUCUUCGUCGUCAUAUGACGCCGGGAUACCACCACCAUCCUCAGGGACUCCUUUGUUUUCACGUCCAUCUGCAGCGCCUUUCGGCGCCAACCAGGGCUCAAUCUGGCCUGGCACAGACCACGAGAUCACGCCGACAUUCAACGCAUUUGGUGACUAUCGGGCACCAUCUAGCCGUGAUCCGCUCGCUUCAAGAGAGACGCUGUCAUUUGGGGCGGGUUCAGUGCCAUCAUUAGACUCGUCCUCGUUCGGAUCGUUCGGAUCUAACACGACCGCCCGUAGUCCGUUUACCGUCCCUCCUGAAGCAUCACUAUCGUUUGGAGGCGUGGACGGUUCGAUAACCUUCUCGCCAUCACCACUGAGCAUGGAGCGAGAUCCAUGGGGCGUCGGUACACGCGCGUUCAGCGCGGGCGGAGGGGGCAAGAAGCCUGCCAGCAGCCCCCUCGACCUAAAUCCAUGGCAGAAUUGAGAUCAUGACACAGGGCUCAUGCUACGUCCGUCUACCCCACACGGUGUUGUUUCUGUCUUCCUUCCAUUCUCACGUUCGGGUUGCAUCUCAUAAUUGUCAUAUAUAGUGGAUAGUCUCCAUCGAUGAGAGCACAGCAUGUUCGAUAGUCAUCAAUUCAUUCACUGAGGUUGAUUGAAAGAUU